AGAGAGACCUCAGCAUCUCAGGGCUCACAGACAGACCCUUCAAAGCGCAGGGCAGACAGGGAACAGCACGCUGAAGACAAGGUGACCAGGCAGCAGUUUCUUGAAGAUUUGACUCCCUGUACAAGUCACUCCUCCUGGUUGUGUGCAGUGGCGAUGUAUCUUGGCCGGCUCCCUCUGCUCCUGGCCGCUCUGCUGGCGUCGGGGGCUCUGUCCCAUGUUCUUGCGAGCGAGGGUCAACGACAGGGGUACAGCAAUGUCCCGGAGGAGGGGGGCCUGCUGGCUGUGCGAAUCCUGAGCAGGGGAGGGGUGCUGCUGCGUUCGCUGCUGGACAUGGGUCUCCCCUCGGAGUGGGGUGCCAUGGAGCACCACUACCCCCAGAGGAAACGGGCUGCCCCCUCCCGCCCAGCCCGGAGGAGCCCCCACGGCACUCGCUUCUCCCUCUCCCUCGACGUUCCCACCAGCAUCCUCAGCAUCCUGCUGGACCUCGCCAGGGCCAAGGACAUGAGGGCCAAGGCCGCCGCCAACGCAGAGCUGAUGGCACGCAUCGGACGCAGGAAAUGAGAUAAACGAGGAGUGACAUAAACAGGGGCUGAAUGGGACCGCUGAAACCAGACCCCCUGUAUCUGUAUCUGUCAUUUAGUUGCCGUGUUUGUCAUUCUCUACUCUGUUUCCCAAUGUGUAACUGUUAAUACAGAUUCGAUUCAUGUUAAAGCUGAUCUGACAACAUCA
Acipenser ruthenus (sterlet) is the source of this 729-nucleotide messenger RNA. RefSeq names its product urocortin-3-like. NCBI's taxonomy places the organism in Eukaryota, Metazoa, Chordata, Actinopteri, Acipenseriformes, Acipenseridae. Gene Ontology annotation, biological process: hormone-mediated signaling pathway; digestion; adenylate cyclase-activating G protein-coupled receptor signaling pathway. The record is from RefSeq and is a predicted model, not a curated record. The transcript is spliced from 2 exons. Bases 154 to 561 code for a protein of 135 amino acids. Gene Ontology annotation, cellular component: extracellular region. Gene Ontology annotation, molecular function: corticotropin-releasing hormone receptor 2 binding; hormone activity.